Molecule: messenger RNA, 669 nt
Organism: Solanum verrucosum
Lineage: Eukaryota; Viridiplantae; Streptophyta; Magnoliopsida; Solanales; Solanaceae
Exons: 1
Coding region: 1-669 (222 amino acids)
Molecular function (GO): nucleic acid binding
Source: RefSeq, a predicted model, not a curated record
AUGUUUAAUUAUAUCCAAAUCGAUGAAAAAUGGUUUUACUUAUCGAAAAAAUCUGAAAGGUAUUAUCUUCUUUCCGAAGAAGAGGAGUCUAAUCCGUAUCGUUCUUGCAAAAGUAAAACUUUUAUCACAAAAGUUAUGUUUAUGGGAGCUGUUGCACGUCCUAGAUUUGACGUUAAUGGAGUUGAAUUAUUUUCGGGAAAAAUAGAAAUUUUUCCGUUUGUAGUUAAGGAACCAACCAAACGGAAAAGCAAAAAUCGAACAGCAGGAACUAUUGAAACAAAACCGAUUUUAUCAGUGACUAAAGAUAUCAUAAGAGCUUGUUUGAUAGAGAAAGUUCUUCCAGCCAUUCGAUCAAAAUGGCUAGCUUCAACGUCAAGUGCACCCAUUUUCAUCCAACAAGAUAAUGCAAGACCACAUAUUGGUAUUAAUGAUUUGGAAUUCAUGGAAGCAGCUCAACGAGAUGGAUUUGAUAUUAAGUUAUGCUUUCAACCCCCUAAUAGUGUUGAUCUUAACGUUUUGUACCUUGGAUAUUUUAGAGCAAUUCAAUCUCUUCAAUAUCAAAAUGCUCCUUCAAAUGUUGAUGAAUUAGUGGAGAUUGUUGAAAAAUCAUUCAAUGAAAUGAAAAUAGAACGACUCAAUCAUGUAUUUUUGACUUUGCAAUGUUUAUGA